Molecule: messenger RNA, 692 nt
Organism: Ornithorhynchus anatinus (platypus)
Lineage: Eukaryota; Metazoa; Chordata; Mammalia; Monotremata; Ornithorhynchidae
Product: ubiquinol-cytochrome-c reductase complex assembly factor 1
Exons: 8
Coding region: 12-692 (226 amino acids)
Biological process (GO): mitochondrial respiratory chain complex III assembly
Cellular component (GO): mitochondrion
Source: RefSeq, a predicted model, not a curated record
GGGGAGGGAAGAUGGCGGCGCUGGCGGCAGUCCUGAGGAGUCGCCCUUCGGCCCCCCUGCGGGUGGCCGCCUGCGGCGGUCACCCGGCCCUGCGGACCCCCCUCCUCCCGGCGGGACCGUGGAGCAGACCCCUCUGGCUCCCACCUCAGCGGGCCGGGCCCGGGCACCCCCCGCCGAGCCUCGGAGCGUCCCCGCGGAAGGCGUACCGCGGCACGGGCCAGCUCCUCACCGCCAAGGACUCCGUGCGGCCCUCGGAGGAGAAGGUGGGCCCGCUGACCAAGAUCAUCGAAGCCAUGGGCUUCACGGGCCCCCUCAAGUACAGCCGUUGGAAGAUUAAGAUCGCCGCCCUGCGCAUGUACACGAGCUGCGUCGAGAGAACGGACUUCGAGGAAUUCUUUCUGCGGUGUCAGAUGCCGGAUACGUUCAACUCCUGGUUCCUGAUCACCCUGCUGCACUUCUGGAUGUGCCUGGUCCGGAUGAAGCAGGAAGGCCGGGCCGGGAAGUACAUGUGCCGCACCGUCGUCCACUUCAUGUGGGAGGACGUGGAGCGGCGUGGCCGAGUCAUGGGGGCGGCCCGACGGGCGCGAUCCGGGGCUCCGCCCGCCUGCCCGGGCCCGGACCCGGCGCCGGGCGUCCCCGUGUGGGGAGGACGGGUGCCGCCCCUCGCCGUCUCCCGCCCGCCCGCCUCCUGA